GCGUCGUCCGUGUCACUUCGACACAGUAGUGUUGUGUGUACAGGUGCGAGACGAAGACAGAAAGCUGCGUCGACUCCUUUUUAUAUAAACGUCAACUUUCACUUCGCCGUGUUUUAUCGACCCGUUCCGGGGGGGAUUUUUUCACGGACUCCACACCGUCCCUGCAUCGGACAUAGUCCUCACCAGCGCCGGCAUGCCGUCGAUGCGACACUCGUACACGGUGACGGUGCCGGAGGAACCGGCCGCGUUCCCGCUGGACAACCCCAACCUGCGGCGCAGGAGUGCGCCGUUCUCCCGCUCCAUGCUGGUGUCCACCUUCAUGGGGCUGAUCAUCAACCAGGCCAAGCAGAACAAGAGUCCUCAGGGAUUGGUGGGUUUGAGAAACCUGGGAAACACGUGUUUCAUGAACUCCAUCCUGCAGUGUCUGAGUAACACCUUGGAGCUGAGGGACUACUGCCUGAGAAACAUCCACCGCUCAGACCUCAACAACAACUCCAGGACCAACGUGGCCCUCAUGGAGGAGUUUGCAAAGCUGACUCAGAGUCUGUGGACCUCCGUGAACAUCGAGGCCAUCAGUCCCUCGGACUUCAGGAGCCAGAUCCAGAGAUUCGCUCCGAAAUUUGUUGGUUGCAAUCAGCAGGACGCCCAGGAGUUUCUGCGUUUCUUAUUGGACGGCCUGCACAACGAGGUGAACAGGGUGACGAUGCGCCGGAGUGUUUCCGCCGAGGACUUUGACCACCUCUCGGAUGAUGAGAAAGGCAAACGGAUGUGGAACAUGUACUUGGAGAGAGAGGACAGUAAAGUCGUCGACCUCUUCGUGGGACAGCUGAAGAGCUCUCUGACCUGCACCGUUUGCGGCUUCCGCUCCACCGUGUUCGACCCGUUCUGGGAUCUGUCUAUCCCUGUUGCACAGAAAAGCUCGAGCGAGGUGACUCUCAGAGACUGCUUGAGACUCUUCACAAAAGAAGACGUGUUGGAUGGAGACGAGAGGCCGACGUGCAACAGAUGCAAGGCCAGGAGAAAAUGCACCAAGAGGUUCAGCAUUCAGAAGUUCCCUCAGAUUCUCGUGCUCCACCUGAAGCGCUUCUCAGACUCGAACGUCCGAGCCAGCAAACUCUGCACGUUUGUCAACUUUCCUGUGAAAGAUCUGGACAUGCGGGAGUUUUCAGCCGAGGCGGGAGAGCACCCGGUGUAUAACCUGUACGCCGUGUCCAACCACGUGGGCAGCACCCUGGGAGGCCAUUACACGGCCUACUGCAGGAACCCGGCCCUGGGGGAGUGGUACCACUACAAUGACUCCAGGGUGAGCCCCAUCUCCUCCAGCCAGGUCCGCAGCAGCAACGCCUACGUCCUCUUCUACGAGCUGGCCCCCUCCUCACACAGCAAAUACCAGACAUGCCGCCUCUAGGCCCUGCGGAGCGGCGACCAGCAAAACUCAUCCUGACUCAACGGGAGGCCAGGCGCCGCCAGCGGGGAGAGGGCGCCACCUAGCGGAGGGGGAGAGUCCUGCGUACGAGGCACAGGGACGCGAGGAUGAAGAAAGACUCUUGACUUGCGUCUGAGUGAAUUUUCUUUUUUAAAAAGGCGUACCUGUUCUUCAGGAUUUCAGCCGCUUCCACCCUCGGGAAACAGCAGGGGGCCGGGCCGGCGGUGGCCGUCCACGGACACGUUUAGGCCUUCACCUUGGGGUGCUCGGCGCUGGAUCAGCAGCUUUGAGGACACAAACUCAAGGACACGAGGAUUCUGCUCACACCAACAGCCACAUAAUUUAUUCUAUUUAAUAUCAACAUUGUAUCAGCAGCUGCAAGUCCACAUUAUUUAUAUAUAUAUACAUAUAUGUAUAUGUAUAUAUGUAUAUAUGUGUCACUUAAAAGCUUUUGGGCUCCGCCUACAAUGUUUUCUGUUGUCCUUCGUCAAAACAACCUUUUAUUUUUGUACAGUAUUUAAGGAUGACAGCGACUGAACUGUGGAACAAACCGAGGCAGCCGUGUGGAUGCGUGUGGACGCCGCACGGUCCUGAUGUCACGUCUGAGGCAUUUCAGCGUGUAUGAAUUAUUAAAGUUUAUCACUAACUUGCA
Molecule: messenger RNA, 2078 nt
Organism: Cololabis saira (Pacific saury)
Lineage: Eukaryota; Metazoa; Chordata; Actinopteri; Beloniformes; Belonidae
Product: ubiquitin carboxyl-terminal hydrolase 2-like
Exons: 12
Coding region: 194-1408 (404 amino acids)
Biological process (GO): protein deubiquitination
Cellular component (GO): cytoplasm
Molecular function (GO): cysteine-type deubiquitinase activity
Source: RefSeq, a predicted model, not a curated record